UUUCUGGCAUUCGACCGAGUAUUCAAUGGCGGGCAGCAUUAAUCAUAUCCGAAAUGUCGCAAUCGUCGGUGCUGGCGGAAACAGCGGCCAAUUCAUGACAGAAGAAUUGCUAAAGACAGGCAAACACACCGUCACAGCACUCACUCGCCCCGAAAGCAAAACGCAGCUUCCUGAGGGCGUGACGGCCAAACACAUUGACUACGACCACCCGAAGACUAUCGUCGAUGCGCUCCGCGGCCAGGACGCUCUUGUUAUUACGCUGAGCGCUUUUGCACCUCACCGCGCCGAGGAGAAGCUCAUCCGAGCUGCGGCUGAGGCAGAGGUCUCGUGGAUUCUUCCGAAUGAGUGGUCACCAGACAGCGCCAAUGAAGCGCUUGUGAAAGAUGUUUUCGUAUUCCAAUCCAAAGUUGCCACUCGCAAACUCAUCACUGAACUGGGGAAGAGCAGCUUCAUCAGUGUAUCAACCGGCUUCUGGUACGAAUGGAGUCUCGCCAUAGGCGCUGCUUUCGGAAUCGAUUUCCAAAAACGUCAAGUCACAUUCUUCGAUGAUGGCAACACCAGAAUCUCGAUCAGCACCUGGGCUCAGGUGGGAAGAUGCGUCGCCGGCUUGCUCAGUCUCCCAGUCGAGUCUGAAGGUUCUGGCAAAGCGAGUCUGAAAAACUACGCGAAUCAGGUCGUGUAUACGAACUCAUUCACGGUUUCCCAGAAGGAAAUGUUUGACUCUGUGCUGAGGGUCACUGGUACGCAACAGUCGGAUUGGACUAUCGAAAGCGAGCUGAGUGAGAAGCGCUACAAAGAUGGUGUCGAACAGAUGAAAUCAGGUGAUCGAAUGGGCUUCGCGAAGAUGAUGUACACCCGAGUUUUCUUCAAGGAUGGGGCGGGUGAUAUAGAGACUAGUAGAGGUACUGUCAACGCUGCGCUCAGUCUACCUAAGGAGAGUCUUGACGAAGCCACGAAGCGCGCAGAGGAAAGGUCUAAAAUAGAUCCGUGGGGUUAG
Periconia digitata is the source of this 997-nucleotide messenger RNA. Lineage: Eukaryota; Fungi; Ascomycota; Dothideomycetes; Pleosporales; Periconiaceae. The record is from the annotation of a GenBank genome assembly.